Saprolegnia parasitica CBS 223.65 is the source of this 1455-nucleotide messenger RNA. RefSeq lists its product as hypothetical. Gene Ontology annotation, biological process: proteolysis; barbed-end actin filament capping; cell morphogenesis. Bases 1 to 1455 code for a protein of 484 amino acids. The transcript has 5 exons. Gene Ontology annotation, cellular component: F-actin capping protein complex. The record is from RefSeq and is a predicted model, not a curated record. Gene Ontology annotation, molecular function: cysteine-type peptidase activity; actin filament binding. NCBI's taxonomy places the organism in Eukaryota, Oomycota, Saprolegniomycetes, Saprolegniales, Saprolegniaceae.
AUGGCGUCGGUCAAGCCGUACCGCGACGAGCUCCUUCGGCGCAUCCGAGCGGCAAAGGCGAUGCUGCCAUCCCUCCAGGAGGCCAAUCCACACGCGACGUUCAGCCACUUGACCAAGUUUGCACUGCUCACGGACGAAGAGUUUGUGCGGUUCGCAAUGGUCUCGGCAAGGCCAUUGCCGGAGCGCUUGUCGUCCGCCACCCGGACGAAUCAUACGGCUCUCGGUGGCCCCGUCGUCAAGGCAGUCGAUUGGACCAAGCAGUCGAUUUGUGUGCCGCCAGUCAAGACCAUGGGCAAGUGUCGGAGCCAUUGGGCGAUCGCCGCGGCAGCGGUCGUGUCCUCGGCGCACUGUCUCGCGACCGGCGAGGCCAUCGACCUCUCGGAGCAGCAAGUACUGAGCUGCACGACGCCCGGAGGCGCCAACGGCUGCCGCGGUGGCUUUGCGACCACGGCCCACUCGGUGUGCUCGCGAUCGGCGAUCCCAUACGUCUCGGGCGCCUCGGGCUCGGUGUCGAUCUGCAGCGACAACUCCAAGUGCGACGGGUCCAUCUCGCUCCAAGUCGGGAACGUCUUCGAAGCCAGCGGAGACGACGCGCUCGUCGAGCAGCUCCAGAAGCAGCCGGUUGUGGCGUACGUCACGACGUCCAACAUCUCGUGGCGACUGUACGCUGGCGGCGUCAUUUCCUGGUGCCCCGCCGGGUACCCGGACCAACCAGGCGGCCAAGCCGUUCUCGUCAUUGGCUACGGCACCCAAGACACUGGCUUCGGCUCGGCGCCCAUUGACUUUUUCAAGGUGCGCAACGCGUGGGGCUUCAACUGGGGCGAAGCUGGCGACAUCCGGCUCGCACGCGGCGACCGACAUCGCGGAACGUGCGAGGUCACAACGCACCUCUCGUACCCGACGCUCCAGCUUCCAGCAGCCAUUCGUGCGUCCAUGACGCCAACAACCGUCGACGCGCGCAGUGGCUUCACGCCGUCCGACAGUCUGCGCCAGCUCGAGAUCCAAGCCAAUGAAAUCUUUGACGUGUACCGCGAGAUGUACUACCAAGGUGGCAUCUCGUCCGUCUACAAGUGGGACUUGGAGCCGGGCUUUGCCGCGUGCUUUCUCAUCAAGAAGGACGUGCACCAGCAGCGGUACCGCCUCCUUGAUCGCAGUAGCAUUCACGUAACGACGACGCUAUCCGCGAGAGAAGCCGUGUACGAGCUCACGACAAAGAUCCUCGUGACAAUGGACGUCAACCGCAACGAGCUCGGCCACUUGAACCUCGACGGCAACUUGACACGGCAAACGGAGAAGGUCCUGCCCUUUGACAUCCCCAGCGCGCACCUCACCAGCAUGGGCCACCUCAUUGAGGACAUGGAGAUCGAGAUGCGGUCGAGCCUUGACCGCGUCUACAUCUCCAAGACACGCAAAGUGAUCAACGGCAUCCGAAAGCUCAAGCACGGGUAUGCCUAG